This is a messenger RNA of Carassius auratus (goldfish), 3929 nucleotides long. It is a transcript of the gene znf438, whose product is annotated as zinc finger protein 438. Gene Ontology annotation, cellular component: nucleus. Gene Ontology annotation, biological process: positive regulation of transcription by RNA polymerase II. The record is from RefSeq and is a predicted model, not a curated record. The coding region runs from base 440 to 2602 and encodes 720 amino acids. The transcript has 6 exons. NCBI's taxonomy places the organism in Eukaryota, Metazoa, Chordata, Actinopteri, Cypriniformes, Cyprinidae.
ACCGAUUGGGAUUUGAAGUCUCGCCCAAAAAUGGCUGUGCAGAAACAGUUUUGGAGAUGUGUCGAUCUUCUCACCUAAUUAAUGUGGCGCAUGCUCCAAAUUAACCAAGAGUCCUCUGAUCGAGCCGGAGGACAUUUCUGGAAGGUGAGCGGAGGGCUGUGGAAGGAGAAGAGGAGGAAGAAGAGGAUUGUGGGCCAUCUUGGGGCAGAGACACUGAAGAUUCUUUGGGAUCUUCAGUGACAGUGUGGCAGACAUGAAAACCCAAGAGCAUCGUUCCAGCCCUCUGAAAUCACACACACAGAUGUGCAUUAGGAAGCAUGAGGAGGUAUAAGACUUAGUGAGCUGCAACAUGAACAAGAGCAGUACACCGAGCUCGAAUCAAAGAGGGCUCAAACCCUUUGCCCAAGGGUGAAUUGGCGAUGCACGUCCCCACUCCCAAAUGAAGGGUCUCCAGUUUCGCAGCAUUGCUCCCAAAGCCCCUGUAGUGGUUCCAUCAUCAGCAGUUCUAUCCUGCCAGCCUCCCUCAGCCCUUCCAGAAGCACCCACAGCUGUCAGCCCCAAAUCCAUCCUUGUCCCUGCCCAGAACUACGCACUCAUGCAGGUGGCUGGACAAGAGGGGACCUUCUCAUUGGUGGCCUUACCUCAGGCACAACAGCAACAGCCAAUCCAGAAGAACCUUAAGCUGCCUAUUCCUAGAUACCAACCAAUGAGAAGCAAGAGCGCUCCAGAAAAAGGCAGUAGCAAGAUGCUGAGUCCAGCCAAGGUUUCUGCAACCAUACAAGCUCAAACAUCUGCUAUGAAAUCAGACCAGAGUUCAGACCCAGUACCUGAGCAGCUUGUUGUGAUUGAUGUUCCUACUUCGACUGAAAUCAAUGUUGCACCCUUGCUCCCAGGUUCACAGACAGAUCGAAAAGUGGAACAAAAAUGCGAUGCCAGUCCACUCAAAAGCCAGCACUAUCCUUCUGGAACCUCCCUUGUUGCCCCUGUCAAGAAAAUCUCACCAGUUAAACCCCAAGUAGAGGGUCAAGCCUCGGCUGGCAGUGCCAUCACAGUCCUCUCACCCACUAUCUUUAGCAAAGCUGUUCAGAUCAUUCCAUCUCCACCCAAGGGCAAGCUGCCCAUCUUGCCAUAUGCCAAGGUGAAGAACUCCCUCCUGGCACCAACCAGCCUUGCCAGCACCCCAUUCUCAGACAAGCAGACUGUAAGUGGAGCCAUAAGCAGCCUGAAAAUCCCUCCAGACACCAAAAUCAAGUCCACAGACAGCAAAGUUGAAUGUGAAAGCCUAAGCCAAGACCACAGCAACACCCAAAUCAAGAAACCUCCAGGCAAGAAACGGGGGAGGAAGAGGAAAACCACAGAGGAUAUUCUAGCCUUCGAGGCUCGAAAGAAGAGAUCCUUGUCAUUUUUCAGAAGGAGGGUGCCUGAUAAACCUCCAGUUGGUGUGUGGAAUUCUGCCUCUCAAGAGAAGUUGUUGGACAUAUCCAAAAAGUAUCGGAGUAUUCGUCCCAAGCCGGUACAGGUAAUGGAAACCGCUAUUCCGCAACUUGUUCCACUUCCUUCCUUGUCAACAUCAGAAAACCUUGAUCAGGAGCAGCUCUUAUUAGGACAGCAGAUAUCAGGAAAACAGUCUUCGCAAGCUACUGCAGUAGAUUGUAAAGGCGGUGGGGUAGUGAUUUACUCAGGAAGUCGUCCUCUGCACCGGUGUCCUACCUGCAACAGGUGUUUCCAGUUCAAGCAUCACUUGCAGAGCCACAUGAACAGCCACAGUAACCUGCGGCCUUAUGUCUGCCCGGUAUGCAGGAAGGCUUAUGCUCACUCGGGCAGUCUUAGUACUCACAUGAAACUGCACCAUGCGGAAAGCAGGCCCCGAAAGAGCCUUUGCUGUGAAUUCUGUGAGAAGUCAUUUGGCUAUGUGGGUGUCUACUUUAGCCACUUGAGAGAAGUGCACCGGGUGAUACUCACCGUUGAACCGUCCAUCAGUCAACACGAAGAAAACAUGUCUGUAGAAGAGUCUUCAGAAGCUGAUGAACAAUCCUCAGAACAGCAUGUUGACCCAGUCGAGCUACAAAUUAAGUGUGGGCGCUGCCAGGCCAUCACCCCUACCUUUGCUGACAUGAAGCUGCAUUUAUUGUACGUGCACGGAGAGGAGGUCCAGGUGCGACUGAGGGAUGGGGCGAUGCAUGGGGGCCGUGAAGCAGAGGAUGAACUGGUCAAGCAUGCAGCACACUACUGGAGGCAGCUCAAUGAGAAACGCAACCUAGUGCACUGCGGUCCCUGCGACGAGGAGUUCUCCUUUUCCAAGCUCAAACGACACCUCCAUUCUAACCAUCAAGAAGAUAGAGAGAGUCAAGAAGAAGAAGAGGAGGAGGAGGAAGAAGAGGAGAUGAUUGGUAAGGAGGGCCAUGUAUUAAGGGGCCUCAGUAAAGGUAUAUCCCUGAGGGUGGGGUCUCACUUCAACUGCAUCCUUUGCAGUAAGGUGUUUAAUAAGAAACAGGACGUUAUUGAGCAUUGGAGGGCACAGCACAACUGUGAAAAUCCCACCCUUUUAUGGGAUGUCCUGGAGUUCAAAGGGGAGAGCAAGCUAACUGAUGGGCCAUAUUAACUCUAAAUGGGUCAUUUUAUUAUUUGCUUCAUGUGUCUACUGUGUGGUUUAUGCAGGAUGCAGUGAUGUAAAAAAAAAAAAAAAUCCACUAAUAGAUUUUUAUGUUGUUUUGUUUUUGCACUGUUUUUUAAUAUUACAAAUGUUCAAAUGCUUCAGUUCUGUUAUGUUUUUGUUUUGUUUUAUGCUUUGAUGUGUUUUAUACAUAAAAGCAUAAUAAAAUUCAUAAACCAUAAAUUCAAUCUUAAACCUUACUGUGGCCCAGGAGCAGAUGUAAUAUAACUGGCAGUAAAUAGAAUACCUUAGGAUGAUUAUCAUAAUUUUUAAUGUUCGUGGACACAGUGUGUUAAUAACUGCUUCAGUUGAGUGAACCGGGUGAAACGGACUAACAAAGGCUCCUCAAAAACACUUUCCCACUCCUUGCUAUAGUCUGAAUUCAAAUGGGGGAAUGAUUAGCAUGUUUGAAAUAUGUCAAAGAACAUUCAAAGUAACACAAAUUGUCAGUGACAUUCCACAAACACGUACACAUAAUCACACAGUUUCAGUCCUCAUUCCACAACUAAAAUAAAUACUGCCAGAAAACCUCUGCUUACUUUUCAGUCGAAGACAUUCAGGACCACUAAUAAGGAUUUCAAAUAUAUGAAAAAAUAAGAAAAUAAUGAGCUCAAUUUGGCCAAUCUUUAACUGUUAAAUUUAAUGUUAUAUAUAUAAUAUUUCAAAAGUAGUCUUUGUUGUAUUUUUCGAUGGAAAUGCUAUAUAUUUAAAAAAUAUAUAUAUAUAUAAUAAUAAGAAUAAUGGUGAAAUGUGUGGUGAUUUAUUUAUAUUAGUCUAUUCAAAAAUAUUUCUGUUCAUGAACAAAUUGCCAGGGUAAAGGAAUGUUAUAAAAUCUCCUAAUUGUUAUUCAUGUAUACUUGUAUAGAUAGAUUACAAAUAUAUCAAAAAAAAAAAAAAUACUGUAGACAGCUGUAUAUUGAGAAUAUAUAUUUACACAGAGACUUCCCCUGCUGUUUUGUUCUAAGAAAUUAACUAUGAAAUAUAUUAACUAUUACAGUGUCUUAAAUGUCUUAAGCAAACCUGCAGCUUUAGCUACAUUACCAAUCCAAGGUUUGAGCACACUUUUUGGCUGAUAAUUAAGCUAUGCUUUAAUCACUUUUUUUAAACAGUACAUAAAUGACAUCUACAUGUUCAUUUAAAUAUUUUUUUGUUAAAAAAAAAUAAAAAAAAAUAAACAUUUAACAAAACAUUUCAUUAAAAUGGAUGAUGGGACCGAAUAGCAAAGAAAUCAGCCAACAAGUGCCCAGUACACAUGGCAUUUCCUUCAGUACUGUUU